Molecule: messenger RNA, 5678 nt
Organism: Dermacentor andersoni
Lineage: Eukaryota; Metazoa; Arthropoda; Arachnida; Ixodida; Ixodidae
Product: sodium- and chloride-dependent glycine transporter 2-like
Biological process (GO): sodium ion transmembrane transport; amino acid import across plasma membrane; nitrogen compound transport
Cellular component (GO): plasma membrane
Molecular function (GO): glycine transmembrane transporter activity; amino acid:sodium symporter activity
Source: RefSeq, a predicted model, not a curated record
GCGUAUGCACGUGCGCUUUCUGAGACGAGGAAGACGCAGAAGAAGACAGCACGUGCUGGUGUCCGGUGUGCCCACCGUUCGACAGGACACGCCAGCCAGUGAGCCCGCCUCGUCGAAGCGGCCGCGGAAGCACCAGCCAGGAUGGAGGUCCCGCGCCAGAAGUGGGCCAACAAUGUGGAGUUCCUGCUGGCGAGCACGGGGAUGUCCAUCGGGCUGGGAAAUAUUUGGAGAUUUCCGUACGUUGCCUACGACAACGGCGGGGGGGCCUUCCUGCUUCCCUACCUGCUGAUCAUGACUGUGGUGGGCCGCUCCAUGUUCUACAUGGAGAUGCUCAUGGGCCAGUUCCGGAGCGCUGGCGCCACCCAGGUCUUCGACUGCGUGCCCCUCGCCAGGGGCGUCGGCUGGGCCAUGGUGUACACGUGCUUCGUGAUCUGCCUCUACUACAACCUGCUGCUCUCGUACGCACUCAACUUCCUCUGGUACUCGUUCAGCAGCGAGGAGCUUCCCUGGACCCGCUGUAACCCCGCCUGGGCAGAUGAUGAGUGCUUCGACUCGAGGAACCCCUUGAAAGCCUGCAACUACGUGAACAAGACGCUGUACAACAUGUACCUAAAACAGAACGGCACGGACAUGGCAACCAGCGUGGUGCUUGGAGGCGCCAACGGCUCCGUGCUUGUGCCCGAGAAGCUCUUCACCAUCUACUUCUCCAACUGCACCGAAACGGUCGUCACAGCGCCUGAGGAGUUCUACGAGAACUACGUGCUUGGCGUGAGCAGCGGCGUACACAACCUGGGCCGCAUACAGAUAGGACUGGUGAUCGGCCUGGCGGCAUCGUGGAUUACCGUGUUCUUCUGCGUCUUCAAGGGAGUCCGUUCCUCCGGGAAGGUGUCUUACUUCACGGCUAUCACUCCGUUCUUCAUACUCGGCGUGCUGAUGCUGAGGGGCGUCACCCUGGAAGGAGCGGGUAACGGCCUCUACUACUACUUCUAUCCGCAGUGGGAGAAGCUCAAGCUCUUCAAGACAUGGAGGGCCGCUGCCGUGCAGAUCUUCUUUUCCAUCAGCCUCGCCCAGGGCCUGAACAUGUGCCUCGCAAGUUACAACGACUUCAACAACAACAUCGUUCGGGACGUGUACAUCAUCGCGGCGACGGACUCCUUCAUCAGCAUCUUCGGCGGUGUCGUCAUCUUCUCUGUUUUGGGCAACAUGGCGCACCAGCUUGACGUGGCCGUGCCGGAUGUUGUUCAGUCCGCGUUCGGCCUGGCGUUCGUGGUGUACCCGCAGGCGCUCAGCCUCAUCGAGUUCCCGCACUUCUGGUCGGUGACCUUCUUUGCCAUGCUCUUCCUGCUAGCCAUCGACUCCGAGUUCGGUUUCGUGGAGGCCGCCCUGACCCCGCUGAAAGACGAGAUACCGGUGUGCCGUGCCCAUGAGACCCUCGUGGCCACCAUCUGCUGCGUCUGCUUCUUCAUCAUGGGGCUGCCCAUCGCGUCGCAGGGAGGGCUGUACAUCCUGACGCUGCUGGACGAGUUUGUCUCCAGCCACUUAAUCCCCUGGGUCGGUGUGGCCGAAAUGGCUACCCUCGUAUUCGGCUACGAUCCUGGCCGUGACGUCGCUUACCAACUUCGAGUCGGUGAAGGUGAAACGACAUGGCAGCUUGUACGAGUUCCCGGUGUGGUCGCAGAUCACCGGCUUCUUGGUGGCCGGCAUCGGUCUCGCCAUUAUCCCCAUUAUCGCCAUCAAGGAACUCAGGGCCGCCAAAUGGGUGAGGCCUAUCUCUGCUCUAACGGCGCUGCACUCGCUUAGGUUACAUGCGUAGGUAUACAGUCGCGCGCGUUUUUAUAUGCUCAACGUAGAUUCAUGAUCGAAAGUACCUUCACCAGAGAUCCCGCUAAGAAAAAGAGAAAGGUUGAACCAAGUCAACGCUUAAGCCGACGUACAUGGUGGGUCAAAUGAUUGGAUGAUCAAAUGUUCAUCAUAUCACCGCAUUGUUUUCAUGUUCAUUAUUCACUCAUUUCGUACCUUAUUCAUAUCGUGUUUCACGCGUAAUUACAUAGACAAUGCCUUCUUUACUGUCAGCACUUCGUUGACCCUUUCUUUUUUCGACCAAUAGGCCAGGUGGGCCGAUAUUGCAGAUAGUGCAGACUAUGGUGCCAAGUGGUUAUUUUUCUACUAUAUGGACACUGCUUAUGCCCGUAUCAUUAAUUUUACCUACUCUGCGAUUAAUUAUUGCUUAUUAUCUUAUUAAGAUCUACAUUUUGAUACAUUUUGCGACUCACUAUGACACAUUCAAGGCGCGGAAUAGUGUGUUUCUUUCCUUCUUGAAGUGGUUACAAGAUACCGAGAUACACCAGACCCUUGAGAAUUCAGCAGAGAAGACCUUGUUUUCAACAUCAAAAUUACUUGGUACCUCUAGUAACUCAUACCGACAACCUUAAACUGACGAAUGAACUUUAUCAUCACUUCAGAAAAAGUCUUGCCUCAGGAGCUCCUAUGUAAAUGCAUGGAAACGAAGAAAUCCUUUUUCUUGGCAUCUAAUGCACUAAAUUUUAUUGUUUGUCAGUGUUCUUCUAAUUGAAAAAAUCUGGGAACUGCAGGAAGUAGAUAUUUCUUUAUUUAGGCCAUAUUUAGCUUCUUUUACAAAGUCUACUGAAAAUCGCUAAAUUGGAAAGAAUAUUGAAGCAUCAAGUUUGCAGUUGUGUAACUAAGCGAUAAAAACCACAAUUCUAUUCAGCCAUCUUUUUUUUGCGCUAGCGCUAGGAAAGAACUUGGACGAGGACGCGACUGAAGAUAUCAAGCAUGCCAAUGUGUUCAGUCUCGUACCUAUUUGUACGUUCUUGUUCAAGUUCUUUCUUAACGCUCGCGUAAAGAUGGAACUUCACUAAUUAGCUGAAUUUCAAGCUUUGUUGACAUCUAAAGCCGACAACAUUGUUAGUUAACCGAUGAUCAGUUUUGGUGUGUCGUGCAAGUAACGUCCGUCUCCGAGAAUGCCAGCUCAGGAAGUGGAAUUGCGCUAUGUCCCUCAAGGGCUCUUAAAAAAAUUAUGGUGUUUUACGUGCCAAAACCACUUGCUGAUUAUGAGGCACGCCGUAGUGGGGGACUCCGGAAAUUUCGACCACCUGGGGUUCUUUAACGUGCACCUAAAUCUAAGUACAUGGGUGUUUUCGCAUUUCGCCCCCAUCGAAAUGCGGCCGCCAUGGCUGGGAUUCGAUCCCGCGACCUCGUGCUCAGCAGCCCAACACCAUAGCCAUUGAGCAACCACGGCGGGUCAAGAGCUUUUUAAAUGCUGCGUUAGGAUUUUUUAAAAGGAGGACUUUAUUUACACGUUAUCCUCUGCACAAUGAGAACAAGAGAAAACAACAGAAAGGAAGAAAUUGGGGAACGCAAAAUUACGCAUAUAUCGUAAAAGCCAUUAUCACGAGCCUAACGUGUGAACACCUUACACGUGAAAAUGUUGCCCGCGUUCUCGUCUAUAAGUGGUUUCUAAAAAACGCCGUCGUCGUUUGAAGAAAAAAAACUGUUCGAUUGAUAUUUCGCGCUUCUGUUGUCCGAGAUUUGCUUAAUUAGAGAAGAAAGUUCGGUUAGUUGGCGCGUAUCUCAGGACAGACAUUUUCAACUGCCAUCAUGCACUGCGUUCCUCUCGUUCUCGUCCUGCGUCAGUAUAGCGCUAGUUAAAGGAAACGCGCGCAUCCAAAGCAAUGCUGAAAUCCAAAUGACGCGAGGCUUCUUCUAGUUGGCGAGGUACAGGCAGUAGUGUGUGACACGAGCAGAGCUUCAUCGCUUGCAGCUGCUAGGACGAAGGCGGUGUAUGACGCUUGUCAAAGGAAGAAUGUUCAUGAGAGGUGCGUGGGCACAGUGACGUACAACACGUCUAAGAUCCACACCUUGUGUCACAGUGGCUCAUCCAUUCUGGGGGAUUGGCUAUGAAUGAGCACAUGCGCAGUGACACACGUGGUCUACUAGGCCAGCCAGAAACCACCAGAAAGUUGUCUGUUCGGGUACUUGUCAAGUGACCCAAGUAUCUACUCCGCAAGACAGCAGGCAGAACAUACCCAGUCACCCAAGUGGUCCACAUACCACGUGCCUCGCGUAACGAGAACCAAACUUUAAACAAAUUGGCUGCGGCUUAGCUCAGAUAACCCUGGAUAUGCAAAGCGAAAGCUUGGUUUACCGUGGUUAGGUCUUCGUUUCAUUUCCUUAACCUUUGAUUUAGCUGUAAUUAUUUUACUUAGGUAUACAAUCAUCGUUAAGCCAGAUAUGACGGCUGUGCCUGGGUCGGUGGCUAGACAUGAUUGUGAUUAGGCCUGGGUACACACGUAUCGUUCUACGGUGCGACGCCUGUUGUGCCAGAGGGAAAGCGUAAGUACUAGACAUACAAAGAGACGCCGCGAACAUGCGCAGCGUCGAAGCACAAACGGACAUGGCGCGAACGCGGUCGCUACAUUGAUCUAGACGGUGCGACGCCUGUUGCAUUCCGAACCCUCUUCAGUGGAGCACCUCGCCGGGCGAUAUCCGCGGGGUGGUCAGACGCCGCUUGGCAACGACGGCUCAAAGUCUCCCGCGCAAUGCUCAGAGAAGACGGCCCGGCCUCGUUGUCAUCCAUUGCCAAGCUCGCACUGACUAGGCGAGCGCGGCGCUCCACUUAGCCAGGCGCGCGGCGAGUCACGUGGUCAGGAGGCAACCUAGCUGCGGAGAGCGCAUGCGCCAAGUCGGCGGCGGCGGCGGCGGAGCUCGGCACGGCGAGUCACGUUAUGCGUUGCUAAGGCUACGACGCAGCUGUGGUCAAAUGAAGGUCAAAUUGCUGGCGGCGGCGAAACUCGGCCCGACGCGGUUAGUAAAGCUUUCGCUUUAGUAGUCUCGUACAGCUUAGGCGAAUGGGACCGGUGGUACAUGUUCGUAGUCAUCUCGAAUAACUCAGACUAUGUUGUGAAGAGUGGUUAUGUAGCUAAUUAGCUAAUCUUAUUUAUUCAAAAUUUUAAAUAUUUGUUUUCUUUUUGGGUAUAAGUCCAUUUGAAAAGUUGGAGAGCGUGCUUAGAAGCAGCCAAUGAAGAGAUGUGUUUUUUUUAUGUGUGUAAGCUGCAUUCAAAAAGUUAGAGCAAGCGCUCAGAAACAGCCAAUGAAGUCGUUUUUAACACUCAAAGGUCGCAUGCCCGUGGUGAAGAAAGGCGAUGUGUGUGUUUGUAUCUGCGUUCAGCGCCUAUCAUUCGCUUGUCUACUUGUGUGCACGGGCCCGUUCUACUUGUACCCGUGUGCAGUAACAAUUUACACACAGUUGCUCAACGAGAAGGUUAAUUAGUACGUGCCAUGCACAACUUUCUUGCCGACAGAAGACGGCAGAACGUUGCCCCCGCUCCACUGCCGAGACGAUUGAGCGCGCAGUGUGAGAAAGCCAAUCAAAGCAAGUAUCUAUUAAUCGCAAUUAAUUACAAAGAAAAUUAUACAAGUGGGACCACAGUACUCUCAGAAUUGUGUGACGGGUGCGUGGAUUAACAAAUAUGUAGUGCGUCCUCCUCGCUUCUUUGUCGUUCCGCAGUCAAGAUGGCUUGCGCGUCGCUUGCGUCUUCGCGUCUCCGAGAGACGCGCUUAUUGAAAAUGCGAAAUGAACGCGUUUCUCCGCGACGCAGUUUCCAUAGCGCGUAAAAUGUGAGCGUAGCGGAGCGCAAGCGACGCUCAACUAAAGCUCU